ACGUUUUAAUAAAAGCUUUUUAAAAAAGUUUUAAUGUGUUUUUUGUUCAAAGUUAACAUAACGAUUAUAUCCUCAUGAAAAGCUUAAAAUUUCUUUGGAGUAAAAAGUUCUCGACCGGCUGAACCUAUGAAAACCUUGUACUACAGUAUAAAUGCUUUGUUAGUGAUAAGUUGUCCUUAUGGCAGAUAAUGUAAAUCAAAUCACUUAUUUAGAAAGGCUUUCAAAUAGUUCUAUUUUUCCUUCUCUAAAUAAAUGCUUAGCAUUAGAUAAAGACUCUGGACAAAGUUCUUCAUCGCCUUCAUCAUUGUUGUUGUCGUCAUCUUCCGGUAGAACAUUGUUCUUUUAUAAAUUUAAUUGUAUGAACGAUUCUGCGACACCUAAAAAAGAAGAUAAAACUGAUGAUUUGGAAAUUUUAUCAUCUAAUCGUGAAAGAUCUUUAACCAAUCAAACUAUUCUUUUAUACGAUUCUUCGUCAAAAGUUUUGACAUCGUCAAAUGGCUUCUCUUCAGAAAACAAUGCUGAAAGUUCUCGGAUCCAGAUGUCUUCAUGUAACUAUGCAAAGUGUGUAAAUGAACUCCCGCCUCCAUAUUCUAUUUCCAACAAUGAUCAUUGUAAUCAAAAUUUAAUGCUAUCGGAAGAUGAAGCCCUAGAUGCUUUCCAAAUGUUUUUAACAAGAAAUUCUUGCUAUAACUAUAAUAUUACAAAACAGAUCUCGACCAAAAAAAUUGCUCCUUGUCAUAGCAAUCAGUACGUUUUGGAAACUUUUUAUGAAGAAAGAAGUGCCAAAUGGCAUCAGGAAGAGCUUAAUGAUCACAUUUGCUUUCAAAAUUAUGGUUCAACACCUGCUAUAUGGGAUAUAGAAGUAGAAGUCCCAACUAUGUUUCAUCAAAAAGAGAUACACUUAGAAAUUCCAAAUACUGCUUCAAUCAAAGAUUGUUCAAGUUGUCUUGGAAAAGGAUUGAGUCAAUGCAUUUCUUGUCAUGGGUUAGGUAAGAUGAAUUGUGUUGUAUGUGAUGGAUUUGGUUUGUUUCAUCAUUCUUACCACACUGAUAAUCGCAGUACAGAAAAAGCAUUGUCAUUAACAUCAGAUUACCGACACUGUCAUUUUUGCAAUGGUGGUAAAGUCAAUUGUACUGAUUGUUCUAGCAGCGGACGAGCCUCUUGUAAACUAUGUCGUGGAAAGGGAAAAGUUAAAAUGUACCUUAGGCUUACGGUGAAAUGGAAAACGCUAAAGUCACAAAAAAUUAUUGAUAAUUUGGAAUUGCCUUCAAAAUGUAUUAACAAAGUUUCUGGCGUAAUAAUCUUUCAAGAACAAAGUGAUCGGGUUUACCCCCUGGUUGAUUUUCCUGUUGAUACAGUUCGAACUAUGUCUCAAAAAACAAUAGAAAAUCAUUUAAAGUUGCUCUCAUAUGCCCGCAUUAUAAAACAGCGCCAUUUUGUUUAUGAGAUUCCAGUUUACGAAGUACAUUCAGUAUGGAGAAGAAAAGACUUAAAAUACUGGAUUUACGGCAAUGAAAAUGAUGUUUACUGUCAAGAAUACUACAAGAAACGUAUUUCGUGUUGUAGUAUUUUGUAAACAGUAGCAUUAUCAAAGCGUUAAAGUGACAGUCCUAAAUACUGCAAAAGUUAACGUGAUGUAGAUUUUUAUAAACAAUGACGAAGUAUCAGAAUAUUUUUUUUGCAAAGUUGCUUAAAAGUAAAUUAAA
Messenger RNA from Hydra vulgaris (swiftwater hydra), 1706 nucleotides. Its product is annotated as protein SSUH2 homolog. The record is from RefSeq and is a predicted model, not a curated record. NCBI's taxonomy places the organism in Eukaryota, Metazoa, Cnidaria, Hydrozoa, Anthoathecata, Hydridae.